GGCGGGGUCGGAUUUAUUUAUUUUUUAAUUUUUUUCCUCCUGCUGUCGUCGACGUGCAGGCGAGGAGGCGGGCAGCAGGCACAGGGCAGCAGGCUGAGUCCAUCUCCAUCCUGACUGGAUCACAGGAGCGACAUCAUCAUCACCAUCAUCAUCCCCCCCACAUCCACCGUGACAAGGACAACCGCUCCCCGCAAGAAAAUUAAAACACACACUCACACACACACACACACACACACACGCAGGAGCUGUUUUUCCUUUAGAAGAGAGGUACAAAUCGCAGUCGAAAGCAGCAAGAUGCUGGCCUGUACGGAGAUGAUCACCAUGUGUCUUCAGUCUGCCAAGCAGGAGCACCUGAGGAGGCAGCAGGAGCUUGACCACAACCACAACCAAGGCACCUCUCUGGUUCAGGAUAUAUUCCGCCGGGCAGACAAAAAUGAUGACGGGAAGCUGUCCUUGGAGGAGUUCCAGUCGUACUUCACUGAUGGUAUCCUCACUGAUGAGCAGAUGCAGGAGCUGUAUUACUCCAUCGACAGGCAGCGGACAGACAACCUGGACAUAGACAAACUCUCAGAAUACUUCACUCCACAUCUGGGAGAAUAUGUCAGCGUCCUGUCCGCUCUGGAAAAGCUGAACGUGGCCAUAUUAAAGGCCAUGGAUAAAACUAAAGAGGAGUAUCAGGGUUCAUCAGUGCUGGGUCAGUUUGUGACGCGCUUCCUGCUGAGGGAGACCUCCACCCAGCUGCAGUCCCUUCAGUCUUCACUGGACUGUGCUAUGGAGGCUGUCCAUGACCAGGGCUGCACUGGAAGGAGGAUAGUGAAGAAGCCUGAGGACCUGCCCAUCCAGAGGGUGGCCAAACGCCCCGGCAGACGCAUCCAGAAGAACAUGUGUCUCUCCCCGACUGACCCCUACUCUGGCAUGCUCACCACAGGGGUCAGCGUGGAGCCAGACAACCACUGGGGCUCCCAGAUCAACCAGCUGGAGGAGCUCAUGGACAAACUGGAGUGUGAGAGUCCACAUCUCGAACCGCUCAAAGAGGACACGUUGGCGGGGACGUAUAAAUCGAACAUCCUCCUGGUGCAGCGACAGAUGUCUGUGAAGGAGCGCGACUUUGAGCAGUUUCAGCAAGCUCUCAAAAUCUACACAGAUGCCACCUGCAGCCAGCUAGACAACCUGCACGUUUCCGUCCAGAACCUGCCAGACAGAUCAUGCUUCAUCAUGUACGAAUUUUGGCAGGACCGUCUCUCCUGGAUGAGCUACCUGCAGUCGCCCAUCAGUAAGACCUUCCAGCGCUGCAUUAUCGACUCGCUGGAGGAGCCUGAGAUGGUGUCCACCAUGCUGCUCCCAGCAUCUUGGUGGAUUAUGAACAACAACUGACAGAGCAACGCUGCUUCUACUGAGGAAAAGGCAACUGGAUGAUCGUUUGAUCCCUUUUCUGUUCUUUGAUAUCCACUUUCUCCUUGUGGCAUGGCCGGGAUUGUUUACGCGAAGCUUUGCUCCGAGGUUAUUAAAAAAAGAAAAAAAAAAAGAAAAAAAAGAAAAGAAGACUGCUCUUGGACGAAUCAGUCAACAGUGAAACUAAUUAACACCUUGGAGAGAAGGAAUUGAGGCAAUGCCAUAUUUUAUCGCGUGAUCAGGAUCUGUGCCAACCUUCAUUCAACUCUGUCGGCACAUUUCUUGCUUCUGAUUUAAUGGAGAAAAAAAAAUGAUUUGCAUGAUUUCUUAUUUCUCAGUGCUAGUUUUAUUUGACUCAGAACUACAUCUUAGAGUAGAUAUAAUGUCAGUGAUGCCACAAAAAUAGAAACACAUGAAUGACAACUGUCCCACCCAUCCGUCUCUGUCCAUCACCCUCUCUUCGGUACAGACAAAAACAGAAGUAGUGGCAGGGCUGACCUGCAUCUCCCCUUGUUCUGUCUGUGGUAUUGUGCUUUGUUGUCUCCUUCAAAGCUUUGCUACCAAGCGUCUUUUUGUUGACGGGCUACAAAGCCAUUAGAUAGAACAAUUACGGUUCCCAUUUAAACUUCUAUCAGUGUGUCACUCCUGCACUUUAGACCAACAGUAAACAUGGACCUAAUUGUGGAGAAUGGAUAUUAUUGUAGAUUUGUUGGAAAGUGUAGAAUGUAAAGCUGAUUAUAUGAUGAGCCGGGAGCUGUGCUGAGGUGUAGCGAGACAUUAGCUGACAAUUAACCAAAUAAUUCUCCUGCAGUUUGCCUGUACUGUUAACCCGCGAAUACGACUCCAAAAGCCAUUGUUUUACAUUUGUAGUGUGUAAUCAGAAUACUUUGACAGUACAGCACACACAAGUAGAAUUUUAUAUUUCGAGUACGGAAAUCAAGCAGAACCUGUUCAGUGUAAUGCCGUUAGAAAAAAAAAAUUCUAUUAAGAUUGUGUACAGUAGUUAAUGAGAGCUGUAAGAUGUAAGAUGUAAGUAAUUGUUGUAGAUCAUUGGUAAAUGUACAGUAUAUUGAGCUUUGGUUGCUCUGAGGAGGAAUGAAUGCAUUCACUCUUUCUUUGAAGAUUUAUGGAGAAUAUACAGUUGUUACGUUGAUGCUAUGUUUGUUUUCUGGCAUGAAAUAAAGUUCAUGACUUGUUGAUGACA
Molecule: messenger RNA, 2596 nt
Organism: Acanthopagrus latus (yellowfin seabream)
Lineage: Eukaryota; Metazoa; Chordata; Actinopteri; Spariformes; Sparidae
Product: N-terminal EF-hand calcium-binding protein 1-like
Exons: 12
Coding region: 295-1374 (359 amino acids)
Biological process (GO): regulation of amyloid precursor protein biosynthetic process
Cellular component (GO): cytoplasm; endoplasmic reticulum; Golgi cis cisterna
Molecular function (GO): calcium ion binding
Source: RefSeq, a predicted model, not a curated record